Molecule: messenger RNA, 729 nt
Organism: Iphiclides podalirius (scarce swallowtail)
Lineage: Eukaryota; Metazoa; Arthropoda; Insecta; Lepidoptera; Papilionidae
Source: the annotation of a GenBank genome assembly
AUGCAACAUUGCUACUAUUACUUUGGAGGCUUAAGCAAAAUAAAAAUACAUAAAGCCAUUGGCGUCGAUUUCCAACCGGCUACCCUCACGUGCGGUUUCCAUCCAUCACCGGCGACAGCCACAGGCCUCUAUGGGAAAGUGAGUUCUACGGGCAAUGGGCCGUGCAAUGGGAAUCGUGACAGGAAUCGAAUAGUACACGUGAGGAACGUAAACAGCAUGGAUUUCCUCUGGUGUUGUAUAGUUUUCGGAUUCGCUCUCAUCACCAGUAUAGAGCCAGUGAGGGGAACUGCUGAAGUAUUGAGCCACGUAACAGCCCACUUUGGGCGGUCUUUGGAAGAAUGCCGUGAAGAGUCAGGACUAACAAAGGAGGUGAUGGAGGAGUUCAAGCAUUUCUGGAGCGAAGACUUCGAGGUGGUGCACAGGGAGCUGGGCUGUGCGCUCAUCUGCAUGUCCAACAAGUUCUCGCUGCUGCAGGACGACGCUCGCAUGCACCACAUGAACAUGCACGACUACAUAUUGAGCUUUCCUAGUGGUGACGUACUGUCGACGAAAAUGGUGAACAUGAUCCACAAGUGCGAGCAACAGUACGACGGUGUGGUCGACGACUGUUCGCGUGUGGUGAAGGUGGCCGCCUGUUUCAAGAAGGACGCUAAAAAGGAGGGCAUAGCUCCGGAGGUCACCAUGAUAGAGGCCGUCUUAGAGAAGUACAAACAAGGAGAACCGAGUAGU